CCUAAAACCCUAGCAAAUACGCCGAGACAGAGAGAGUCGGCAUCUCUGCAAAACCCUUGCAUUUCCGCUUCUCUUCUCUUCAUGGAUGCCCCAGAGAUGCCGCAGCUUAUCGGCGAUAUGGAACACGACAAUCGCUCCGACGAUGACUUCUGCAACUCGAUCCUCUCACGGUUUUCUAACUCCACAGACCCCCAACACCACCACCUGUGUUCCAUGAUUGGCGAUAUAUCUCAAGGUCUCAAAGACCUCAACCACCCUCUUACCCCCCUUGCCUAUUUCGGCGCCACCUGUACUUCUCUCGAUAAGCUCUCAUCUUCCGACCCCAACCCGCCGUCUCACCACAUUGAUGCUCUCAUCAGUAUCAUCUCCAUGGUCCUACCCCGUAUUAAUUCUGCUGUUCUCAGGAAGGAGUCCGACUACGUUUCCGGUCUAAUCUCCCGUCUUAUUCUAUCCAAUGGUGUUACCGAUAGCGUCGUGGCUUCUGGCUUAAAGUGCAUCUCCCAUUUGUUAAUCGUUGGUCAUAGGAUGAGCUGGUCUGACGUUUCUCAUUUAUUUGGAGUUCUUCUUGGAUUUAUUGCAGAUUCGCGUCCCAAGGUAAGAAGGCAAUCACAUAUCUGUCUCCGUGAUGUAAUGCAAGGCUUCAGGGAAACACCAGUGUUGUCACCUGCUAGUGAAGCCAUUGCAAGCACCUUUGAGAGGUUUCUUCUACUUGCUGGAGGAUCAAAUACCAACACCUCAGAAGGUUCUAGAGCUCAAGAGGUCCUAUAUAUUCUUGAUGCUCUGAAAGAUACUCUUCCCCUUAUGUCUGUCAAGUUCUCAACAAAGAUUCUGAACUACUUCAAAUCUCUUCUAGCACUACACCAAUCUGCAGCUACACGUCGAAUUACAGAUGCUUUGUAUUUACUUUGCCUCCAACCAACUGUAGAGGUCUCUCCUGAAGUACUGAUGGAUUUGUUAUGCUCAUUAGCUGUCUCAGUCUCUUCAAAUGAGAUGUCUGGUGAUAACUUGACAUUCACUGCACGACUGUUGGAUUCAGGGAUGAAGAAAGCUUUUUCUCUUAACAGACAGACUUGUGUUAUCAAGCUUCCAGUUGUGUUCAGUGCAUUCAGAGAUAUUUUAGCUUCUGAGCAUGAGGAGCCUUUGGUUGUUGCUAUGGAGGCACUCAAGAGCUUAAUACAUACAUGCAUUGAUGAUAGCUUAAUCAAGCAGGGUGUAGAUCAGAUUAAGACAAGUGGGAGAAAAUCUGGGCCCACCAUAAUUGAGAAACUCUGUGCGACAGUUGAGAGUUUACUUGAUUAUAGCUAUGCUGCAGUCUGGGACAUGUCAUUUCAAGUUGUGGCUGCAAUGUUUGAUAAACUAGGUGAAUUCAGCUCUUACUUCUUAAAGGCCACUCUUAAGAGCUUGGAAGACAUACAAAAGUUGCGUGAUGAAGAUCUUCCUUACAGGAAACAGUUGCAUGAUUGCAUGGGAAUGGCUGUAAUUGCAUUAGGGCCUGAAACCUUCUUAAGAUUUCUACCUCUAAAUCUAGAAGCUGAAGACAUCUCUAAUGCCAAUGUUUGGCUUUUCCCUAUCUUGAAGCAAAACAUUGUGGGUGCCCGUUUAAGUUUUUUCAGUGAAUCUUUGCUCGAUACAAUUCGAAUAUUGAAGCUGAAAUCUGCAAAGCAUGAGCAAGAAGGGCGAAUUCAUUCUGCUAGAAGCAUUGAUGGAGUUAUAUAUUCUUUGUGGUCUUUAUUGCCUUCAUUUUGCAACUACCCUCUUGAUACUGCUGAAAGUUUCAGUGAUUUAGAAAAAGCAUUAUGCCAUUCUCUUCGUCAAGAACCUGAUUUUCGUGGAGUAGUAUGCUCCAGUUUACAGACUCUCAUUCGACAAAAUAAAAGAAUAGUGGAUGGGGAAAGUCAAAGUCAACCCUCUGAUAACAAAGUCAGUGUAUGUGAACAACGUGCAGUUUCCCGCUACACUUUAGAAGUUGCAACUUGUAAUUUGGAUGUGUUAAGGUCCUCUGCACGUGAUAUUUUGUCUACACUAUCUGGAAUUUUCAUGAAAUCUGAUAAAGAUGAUGGUGGAUCUUUACAGAAAACAAUUGGUGACUUUGCAUCUAUAGCUGAGAAAGGUGUAGUCUCAAGGUUUUUCAAGACCACAAUGCAGAAACUAUUGAAGGUCACAGAAGAGGCUGGAAAAGCACAAAAUACAAAAAAUUCUACUUCUAUGGAAGUAGACCAAUCAUCGAAUGAAAAUUCUUUGUCACAAACAAGGGUACAAUUAUAUGACCUGGCAGUUGCACUUUUACCUGGGUUAGGUGUAAAAGAAGUUGACCUGUUAUUUGUUGCAAUAGAACCUGCAUUGAAGGACACUGAUAGUUCAAUUCAAAAGAAGGCUUACAAAGUUCUUUCAACAAUCCUUGAGCAUGCUGAUGGUUUCAUUGCAAGAAAGCUUGAAGAUUUACUCAAACUGAUGUUUGAAGUGAUGCAUUCAUGCCAUUUUUCAGCCAAAAGACACAGACUUGACUGUUUAUAUUUCAUAAUUGUCCAUGUCUCAAAGGAUGAAUCAGAACAGAUGAAGCGUGAAAUUGUUGCUUCUUUUUUGACAGAAAUUGUACUUGGACUCAAAGAGGCUAACAAGAAAACAAGAAAUAGGGCAUAUGAUAUUAUUGUCCAAAUUGGUCAUGCGUGUGUGGAUGAAGAUAAGGGUGGAAACAAGGAGAAUUUGUAUAGCUUUUUCAAUAUGGUGGCUGGUGGCUUAGCUGGCGAGACACCUCACAUGAUAAGUGCAGCGGUCAAAGGCAUAGCUCGUUUGACUUAUGAGUUUACUGAUCUUGUAUCCACUGCUUUCAGUGUUCUUCCAUCCGCUUUUCUCCUUCUUCAAAGAAAAAACAGAGAGAUAAUUAAAGCGAAUUUAGGUUUGAUAAAGGUAUUAGUUGCAAAAUCACAAGCUGAAGGGUUGCAAAUGCAUAUGAAGGGCAUGGUGGAGGCUCUGCUGAGCUGGCAGAGUACGAACAAGAGUCAUUUUAAGGCAAAGGUGAAGCUGCUGCUUGAAAUGCUUGUGAAGAAAUGUGGGAUUGAUGCUGUUAAGGAAGUUAUGCCCGAAGAACAUAUGAAGCUGCUUACUAAUAUUAGAAAGACAAAGGAACGGAAUGAGCGAAAAUAUGCUGCUAACACUGAGGAAACCAAAUCUCGUAUGUCAAAAGCAACCACCUCCAGGAUGAGCAGGUGGAAUCAUACAAAAAUAUUCUCUGAUGAUGAAACUGAGGAUGGGAAUUCAGAUGACAUGCAUCAUACACAUGCGGUUUCUGGUCGACGCAGCUUGGUCAACUCCAAGAAUCCUUCAAUCCGGUCCAAGAGAGCAGGGAAGAGGCUACCAGAAGACGAUUUCGACAGAUUAGAGGAUGAGCCGCUGGACUUAAUGGACCGUGAAAAGACGAGAUUGUCCCUGAGAUCAUCUCAGAGUUUAAAGCGGAAAUUACAGUCGGAGGAUGAGCCAGAGAUAGAUGAUGAUGGACGGCUGAUAAUACGCGAAGAAGAGACGAAACGCGAGGUGGCGGAGGAGUAUGAUGCGAGGAGUGAGGUGUCGGGAGGUAAUAAGUCACGGAAAGGAGGAGAGAAGAGGAGGAAAGUGGAGAGUGGGUGGGCGUAUACGGGUGGGGAAUAUAAGAGUAAAAAGGCAGGUGGGGAUUUGAAGAGGAAAGGGAAGUUGGAGCCCUAUGCUUAUUGGCCGUUGGAUCGCAAGAUGGUCAGCAGGAGACCCGAGCAGCGGGCAGCUGCCCGGAAAGGGAUGUCAAGUGUUGUGAAAAUGUCCAAGAUGAUGGAAGGCCAGAGUGUGUCCAAUGCCUUGAAAAUGAAGGCCUUCAAGUUGAAGAAGAAAGGGAAUGGGAAAGGGAAAAAAAGACAGCUUAAUUAAUUUAUUUUCAAGGCUAGACGAUGUGCUGUUUUUUGAGUGUAUACAAAAAUAUUUAUUCU
Molecule: messenger RNA, 3953 nt
Organism: Lactuca virosa
Lineage: Eukaryota; Viridiplantae; Streptophyta; Magnoliopsida; Asterales; Asteraceae
Source: the annotation of a GenBank genome assembly